This is a messenger RNA of Calidris pugnax (ruff), 347 nucleotides long. RefSeq names its product gamma-glutamyl hydrolase-like. The coding region runs from base 54 to 347 and encodes 97 amino acids. NCBI's taxonomy places the organism in Eukaryota, Metazoa, Chordata, Aves, Charadriiformes, Scolopacidae. The record is from RefSeq and is a predicted model, not a curated record. The transcript has 3 exons. Gene Ontology annotation, molecular function: gamma-glutamyl-peptidase activity. Gene Ontology annotation, biological process: tetrahydrofolylpolyglutamate metabolic process. Gene Ontology annotation, cellular component: vacuole.
GCUGGCGGGCCGCUCGCUGACGGGAGCGGUCCGUGCUGACGGGAGACGUGGCCAUGGGGCGCCUCGUAGGGCUUUCUCUCUUCGCAGCCGCUGCCGUCCUCCUUCUCCUGCUCCGCGGCGCCGUCGCAGCCUCCCUGCGGAGCGGCUCGGCGGAGCGUAACGACAGACCCAUUAUCGGGGUAUUGUCACAGGAAUGGCGCUUCGAAAAGUUCUACAAAUUUGGAAGUUCUUAUAUUGCAGCUUCGUACGUGAAGUUUUUGGAAUCCGCCGGUGCCCGAGUUGUGCCAAUAAGAUUAAAUCUUACAGAUGAAGUGUAUGAUAAAAUAUUCCACUCUAUUAAUGGGUAA